This is a messenger RNA of Amyelois transitella, 1853 nucleotides long. Its product is annotated as WD repeat-containing protein 46. NCBI's taxonomy places the organism in Eukaryota, Metazoa, Arthropoda, Insecta, Lepidoptera, Pyralidae. The record is from RefSeq and is a predicted model, not a curated record. The coding region runs from base 108 to 1847 and encodes 579 amino acids. Gene Ontology annotation, molecular function: protein binding. The transcript has 11 exons. Gene Ontology annotation, cellular component: 90S preribosome; nucleolus; small-subunit processome. Gene Ontology annotation, biological process: maturation of SSU-rRNA from tricistronic rRNA transcript (SSU-rRNA, 5.8S rRNA, LSU-rRNA).
AGCUGUCAUUGUCAGAGUCAGUCGAAGAAGUAAACAAAACAGUACAACACAUGUGCAGUGCACAAUGCUUAUUUAAAUUUAUUUGCUCUAAUAUUUAAAUAAAGACCAUGAAAGUUCAAACACAGAAACGUUAUUUUAUGAGUGAAAAUGAUGAUGAAACCAAAAAGAAGAAAACUCCUGAAAGUAAUAGCCAAGGAGUUAAAGUUUACAAAAUUCAGAUAAAUCCUGGCAAAUUUAAACAACAUAAAUAUGAUAAGAAUCAAAACAACAAAAAAAAUCAUUCAAACAAGAAAAAAGUUAAUAAAAAAUAUCCUGGCAAAGCACCUAUUGAUAAGGAAAAACUGGAGCUCCAUUCCCGGGGUGAAGGGCUGAGCAGCAAAGGAGUCAGGCAUCCGUUACAUGCAGCUAAAUUGAAGAGGAGAGAAAAGAAACUAAAUUUUGCUCAAGAGGAGGCUGCCAGAGCAGAAAUUUUAUUAACUGAAGAAAAGGGGUCCUUAGAUGUAGGCGAAGACAGAAAGACAACAGCGAUUACUCAAAAAAUUAUAGCUGAUAGUGUUGACAUAGCAGCCGCUACCAAGAUAUUUGAACUAAACCUGGAAUUUGGACCAUACAGAGCAAAAUACUCCCGUAAUGGAAGGCACUUAUUGUUGGGUGGUAGGAAGGGACAUGUGGCUGCAUUCGACUGGGUCACUAAGAAGUUACAUUGUGAGAUGAAUGUUAUGGAGUCUAUUCAUGAUGUAAGCUGGCUUCAUGUUGAAACUAUGUUGGCUGUAGCUCAAAAGGAAUGGUUGUACAUAUAUGAUAACACAGGAAUUGAAUUGCACUGUUUGAAGAAAAUGGACAAGAUUUUGCGAAUGGAAUUUCUACCAUAUCAUUUCUUACUAGCUGCUGUGAAUGAAUAUGGAUUCAUGUCCUGGUUAGAUAUAUCUAUAGGAGAAAUAGUUGGACAUUACAACAACCGGUUAGGAAGGACCUCUGUGAUGGCGCAAAACCCAUAUAACGCAACCAUUUGUCUGGGCAACUCUAAAGGCGUUGUAUCUCUAUGGUCACCGAAGAUCAAAGAGCCUUUAGCAAAAAUCUUGUGUCACAAGACACCAUUAACAGCUAUUGCGGUGGACAGUCGAGGCAUGUACAUGGCGACAUCGGGAGUAGAUCGCAGCAUGAAAGUGUGGGACAUAAGAAAUCUGGACGGGCCUCUUCAAGACUACCGCCUGCGGAGCGCGCCUGUAGAAUUAGAUUUCUCGCAAAAGGACAUGCUGGCUGUUGGUCUUGGUGAAGUUGUUGAAGUUUACCAGGACUGCUGUUCGAGAACUGCUGACCGACCGUAUUUGAGGCACAGGAUGUCUAAAUCAAUAAACAAUUUCAAAUUCUGCCCAUACGAGGACGUGUUGGGAAUAGGGACCAGUGCGGGAUUCUCAAGUAUUAUUAUUCCAGGCAGCGGUGAACCUAACUUUGACGCGUUGGAGAGCAAUCCAUUCCAAACGAAGAAGCAACGCAAGGAAGCUGAAGUCAAGGCGUUAUUGGAGAAGAUCCCGGCUGAACUCAUCACGCUGGAUCCCUUCGAGGUGGCCGAGGUGGACGUGCCGACUAUGAAAGAGCAAAUGGAGGCGAAGAGGAAGCUUCUGUAUGUCAAACCUAAAAAGAUUGACGUAACCCCAAGGCGAAAGAAGAAAGGAAAAACCAAUAUUGCAAGAAAGAAGAUAAUAAAAGAAGCUGCUAGAAAAGAAUAUAUAGAAAAGUCUAUAGAAGCGAAGAAAAUAUUGGAUUUACCAGAAAAUCAGAAGAAACCAGCACCAUCGUUUGGUGUUCUCAAUAGAUUUGUAUCAAAUCCAAAAACUAAAAAAUAAAACCAC